Emys orbicularis (European pond turtle) is the source of this 1350-nucleotide messenger RNA. RefSeq names its product Src homology 2 domain containing F (gene SHF). The transcript has 7 exons. The record is from RefSeq and is a predicted model, not a curated record. Bases 1 to 1350 code for a protein of 449 amino acids. Gene Ontology annotation, molecular function: phosphotyrosine residue binding. Lineage: Eukaryota; Metazoa; Chordata; Testudines; Emydidae.
AUGCUGCUGAGCGGAGCCGCUGCCGGCUCGGAGCGCGCCGGGCCCGGGCCCGGGGGGGCCCCGCAGUGCGUGGGCAGCAUGGCCCGCUGGCUCCGGGAGCACCUGGGCUUCCGCAGCGCCAAGCCCGCUCCGCCCGCGCCGCCCAAGCCCGACUACCGGGCGGGCCUGCCCCAGCCGCCCCCGCCGCCGGGGGGCGCCCCCGCCGCUCCGCUCUGCCCGGCGGCGGCCCAGCCCGACAUCCUGGCCGCCUACAAGCUGCAGCGGGACCGGGACUUCGAGGACCCCUACACGGGGGCUGGCCCGGGGGGGCUCGCGCCCGACGCCCGCUACGGCUCGCCCAAACACCGGCUCAUCAAGGUGGACGCGGCGGAGAAGGCGCCCGAGGAGCCCGCCCCGGAGCAGGUGAUUGUCCUCGAGGACUAUGCGGAUCCCUUCGAUGCCAAGCAAGCAGCCAGUGGCCAGCCGGGGCAGGAGAAGGUGGCAGAAAACGAUGGGUACAUGGAGCCCUACGAGGCCCAGAAGAUGAUGGCCGAGAUCCGCCUGAAGGGCUCCCUCGAGGCCCCUGGCCAGCCGCUGCCCCUGUACGACACACCCUAUGAGCCGGUGCCCAAUGGGCUACCCCCAGACAGCGAGCGCCCAUCCUUUGCCCGGCCCCGGGAGUCUCGGCUGCCCCAGGAUGAUGAGCGCCCACCCGAGGAGUACGACCAGCCCUGGGAGUGGAAGAAGGAGCGCAUCUCCAAGGCCUUUGCAGUUGAGAUCAAAGUGAUCAAAGACUUGCCAUGGCCUCCCCCCGUGGGACAGCUUGACAGCGGUGCAAGCCCCCCCGACAGCGAGGCCCACGCCCCUGUGCACCCCGGCCAGCCCCAGCACAGCCAUGAAGACACCAACGGCCAUUGUGAGGGGCCAGGGCAUGGCCACUCGUCACCCAGCAGGGAGGAGAAGACCCGAACUGCGAACAGACACGUGAGUGGGAACCCCAAGACAGAGCCCAGCCCGGCCCUCGGGGAGAGGAUCAACCCCACCCUGCCUCUGGAGAGCCAGUGCUGGUACCAUGGGGCGAUCAGCCGGACGGAUGCUGAGACCCUGCUGAGGCUGUGCAAGGAGGCCAGUUACCUGGUGCGCAACAGCGAGACCAGCAAGAAUGACUUCUCUCUCUCCCUCAAGAGCAGCCAGGGUUUCAUGCACAUGAAACUCUCCCGCACCCAGGAGAACAAAUACGUGCUGGGCCAGAACAGCCCCCUAUUUGACAGUGUGCCCAAGAUCAUCCACCACUACACCAGCCACAAGUUGCCCAUCAAGGGGGCUGAGCACAUGUCCCUGCUCUACCCAGUGGCUAUCCGAACCCUAUAG